AAAAAGAAGCUGCCGGCUCAGCAUUGGUCGCACCACAGCAGACUUCUCCGUCCACGGAACCACCCAAAGCCGAACUAUCUAGAGCUGAGCCACCAACGGGACUUGCGCCGGACGCACGAGGAGCAUCAGGAGAGGCGACAGGAGCUUCGGGAACAGCCGGAGCAUCAGGAACCUCGGUAGUAUCAGGAGCCUCGGGAGCACCAGGACCCUCGGCAGUAUCAGAUACUUCGGGAGUGUCAGGAGCUUCGGGAGUGUCAGGAGUCCCGGGAGUACCUGGAGCCUCUAAAACAUCAGAAGCCUCGGGAGACCCAGGAGUAUCAGGAGCCUCGGGAGUGUCAGGACCCCCUGGAGUAUUAGGAGCUUCGGGAGUAUCAGGAGUGUCGGCAGUAUCAGGAACAUCGGGAGUAUCCGGAGUCUCUGGAGUGUCGGGAACCUCGGGAAGCUCCGGCAGCCUGCUCGGCUCCGGAGGCGCCGGGUCGUCCACAGGCAGCGGGGGACGCGGCCGUUCAUUGGAGCCGCCUGCGGAUCUCACCAUCCCACGGCUGACAGAGGACGAGAUCAAAUGCGUGACUCGCAAUUUUUCCACCGUGCUGGGCGAGGGUGGUUUUGGGAAGGUGUAUAAAGGCGAGAUGCGGCCGUGUGGUGCUAGCCCCAACGGCACCUGCAGAUGCCCCCAGGAGUCCCGCGACGGAGGAGGAGGCGCUUCGGGUGAAGGGAGUGCGGGUGGUGAGGGCGAGGGAGGAGGGAGGUCGAAGUCUGGUGCCGGUGGGAUGGUUGAGAGGGACGCUGGUGGUUGCAAGCCGAUUCCUGUUGCGGUGAAGGUUCUUGCGCCGCACAGCUUUCAGGGCGAUUACGAGUUUAUGACGGAGCUAGUGACGUUUGGGGCGGUGAGGCACGGCAACAUAGUGGAGCUGCUGGCGUACUCGCCGCACCCCAGCAAGGCGCUCGUCUACGAGUACAUGCCCAACGGGGACGUGCACGCCCUGCUCGCCCGCUGCAAGAAGGGGGAGGCGACGUUCCCAUGGGCGGUGAGGCUGAAGGUGGCGCACGAGGUGGCGCAGGCAGUGGCGUUCAUGCACUCGCUGCGCUACAUCCACCGCGACCUCAAGGCCAGCAACGUGCUGCUCACCCAGGCAGUGGCGUUCAUGCACUCGCUGUGCUACAUCCACCGCGAUCUCAAGGCCAGCAAUGUGCUGCUCACUCAGGUGGGUGGGUGUGCUGCUCGCUCAGGCCACGUGCACGCCAAGAGCGACGUGUACGCGUUUGGAGUCUUCCUAGUCGAGCUUCUGACCGGGAAAUCCGUUCUCCAAGACAGCAUUCACGAGGACCUGAUCCCCACGCUGCUGCACCACGACCACCCCGACCUCGCCCUCCUCGUCGACCCCGCCAUCGCCCCCGAGUGCCGCCGCAAGGACGCCCUCGCCGUCGCUUACAUCGCCAAGUACGCGCUCAUCAAGGAGUGGGAUGCACGGCCCAGCAUGCAGUCGGUGGCGCAGAAGAUCGGGAAUGUGGUCAAGUGGCAGAAGUCCCGAGCUGAAGCUGCUGCUGCGGCGGAGGCGGGAGGGGAAGCUGGGGAUGGGGCGGCAGGGGGAGGGGAGGCAGGGGGAGGGGAAGGAAAUGGGGUAAUUGCGGAAGGGGCGAAGGGAGGGACAAAUGGAGCUGCUGAAACUCCUGGUGCUGCUGCUGCGGCGGAAAUUCAGAGUAUUGCUUGA
This is a messenger RNA of Closterium sp. Naga37s-1, 1712 nucleotides long. Lineage: Eukaryota; Viridiplantae; Streptophyta; Zygnematophyceae; Desmidiales; Closteriaceae. The record is from the annotation of a GenBank genome assembly.